UCUGCGCUACUAUAUCACCCAGAGUCACCAAGCAUUAACGAAAUAUCGCCGUCAGUAAUCUGUUAACCGUGGACACCGUAUCGGCGAGCGAAGGCACUUGGAAGAUGGCGCUUGAGGCAAAGGAUGAGAAAAGUGAAACGGCAGAACAUAGCACGCACUCGGUGUCGACAACCGGUGCUGCUGACAAUGCAGACGAGAAGGCGACGGGUACGACAACAAAACAGGAGCUCGAUCCGGGUCAAGCGAACGCAGGCGGAGAAGCGACCCUUGCAACUGGCGGUACAGCAGAGGGACCGACCUCAGAGUCAAAACCAGGUGUAGCGCCCAGGACUCAGAGAGUACCGCCUGACGAGACAGUAACAGGUACUGCUCUCGUCCCACAGAAGCAGCCAGUCGCUGGCAAGUCCGUGGAAACACCGGUAGCUCCGACUGCGAAGACGCCACCAGCAGCGGCCGCCGUGUCCGACCUCCGGAGGGACAAGCUGGGACAGUGGGCGACAUGCGAUGAGGGAACAGCCGCCUACCCUUCACUCACCAGGGGCGUGGAUCACCUGCGCAGCCCUCAGCUCAACAAGGGUAUGGCAUUUUCAUUGAUGGAAAGACAACUGCUAGGAAUCCAUGGUCUGCUGCCUCCACGCAUCAAAACCCAUGAUGAGCAAAUGGCUCUGUGCGUGCUUAAUGUUGAGCAGUGCACUGAUGACCUGAGCAAGUACAGGUACUUAAUGGGACUUCAGGACAGCAAUGAGAAGCUUUUCUAUCAUUUAUUAUCUGAGAAUGUGCAGUCCCUAUUGCCUAUAGUCUAUACACCAACUGUUGGACUAGCUUGUCAGAAUUAUGGUCUAAUUUAUAUGAGACCACGGGGACUGUUUAUAACAAUUCAUGAUAAAGAACAUGUGUAUGAAAUACUCAAAAACUGGCCUGAGUCUUCUGUUAGAGCCAUAGUAGUUACAGAUGGAGAAAGGAUCUUAGGUCUUGGUGAUCUUGGUGCUUAUGGUAUGGGAAUCCCUGUUGGCAAAUUGGCUCUUUACACAGCCUUAGCGGGCAUUAAACCUUACCAGUGCUUGCCUGUAACAUUGGAUGUUGGCACCAAUACACAGAAACUGCUUGAUGACCCUCUCUACAUUGGACUAAGGCAAAAGCGAGUAAGAGGAGACCAAUAUUCUGACUUUGUUGAAGAAUUUAUGCAAGCAGUGGUAAAGAGAUAUGGUCAAAAUACUCUUAUACAGUUUGAAGAUUUUGGAAACUACAAUGCAUUUCAUUUGCUUGAAAAAUACAGACAAAGUUAUUGCACAUUCAAUGAUGACAUACAAGGAACAGCCUCAGUCGUUGUGGCUGGAUUACUUGCCUCUUUCCGUAUCACAAAGACGCGCUUGUCUGACAACAUAAUACUGUUUCAGGGUGCUGGACAGGCUUCACUUGGUAUUGCUGGACUUUGUGUAAGGGCAAUGCAGGAAGAGGGAACCUCCCUGCAAGAUGCAAGAGACAAGAUCUGGAUGGUAGACUCAAAAGGACUGAUUGUCAAAGACAGGCCUUCAGGUGGCAUUACAGCACAAAAGUCAGUAUAUGCAAAAACCCAUGAGCCUAUCAAAGAUCUUGAGGAAAUAGUUGAAACAGUGAAACCAACAGUCAUCAUAGGUGCUGCAGCUGUUAGAGGAGCUUUUACACCAAAGCUGUUAAAAACUGUAGCAAAAUUCACAGAGCAUCCUAUUGUGUUUGCAUUGAGUAAUCCUACAGAAAAGGCAGAAUGUACAGCUGAGGAUGCAUAUGUUAACACAGAUGGAAAAGCCAUUUUUGCUAGUGGAUCUCCUUUUCCUCCAGUAACAUACAAAGGGAAGACAUUUUACCCUGGUCAGGGUAACAACUCUUAUAUCUUCCCAGGAAUUGCACUUGGUGUAAUUACUGCUGGGAUACGCAUCAUCAGUGAGGAUGUGUUCACUGUUGCAGCAAAGGCACUGGCCAACUUUGUCAAUGAUUCUGAUUUAGAGAGAGGUAGCCUUUAUCCACCCUUGCAUAGCAUCCGUGAGUGUUCAUUUAGAAUUGCUGUGGAAGUUGCAAAGUUUGGAUACAAAACAGGAGUUGCAUCAACUUUUCCACAGCCUGAAAACUUGGAGAACUUCAUCAAAGCACAGAUCUAUGAUUUCAGUUACACAUCUUCAAUACCAACUACAUACGCAUGGCCAAAAACUGAAAUAACUAAUGAUCAACAAUAAUUAGAGUGUUUCAAAUAUAUUCAUUUCUUUAAAACACACCUGUAAUGAAACUGUAUUGAAUCUAUUAUUAUGAAGAUAUAGCAUGUGAUGGAUAGAAAAGAGCUGAAAUGAAGAGAGCAGAUAAUUCCUACAUUUCUGGUUUUAGCACUUUUUCUCCGUUUUCAGUAUUUUAUAGAAAAUAGAAACACAUUACUGGUAUACAUUUUUAGUAUUAACAAGGUGAAGUGUCAUGGAGGAAGACAGAAGAUGGACAUGUGCUUUUAUUGAAAUGGGGGCUAAUCAACUUUUGAGAUGCUGUAUUUCAUUUACACAGUGUAAAAAAAUGUUGAAUAUUUUGAGAAGUGGUAGUGCUUAACACAACAAGAGAAAACAGGACAAUAAUCAUGGGUUUAGAAACAUAACUUUUAGAGAUCUGAACAAUUGUUCAUACAAGGAGCUCAAUCUGAUGUCCAUCUGUGGCAAUGCACUCUCCUGCCAUUCAAUGUAAAUAAUCACAUGCUCUUUGAAACUGACCCAUUUGUUGUAGUAUGUGCUGACAUGCAUGAAACACAUCUGUAGUGUUUUAAGUCUUCCUCCAAUACAUUAAUUGAGAAAGUGUGCUCAUGCCAUCUUUUCACAAUUGCAUGGUGAUUUUCAUCAGUCUAUACAAGCAGCUGAUGAAAAUUCAGAUGACAGUCUCUUGUAAACCUAUAAGUAAAUGAAAUCUUAGAUGUAGACAAUGGAUUUAUACCCCACUUUUGCCUGAGCUAUUGAAAGAAUUGCAAUGAGCAACAGAAAUCUUGAUGCCUUUGGGCCAAGACACACUGUAGAUUAAUUGGUCAUGGAGUAACAACCAGAUAUGUGUAUGACUCAUACCUUCCACUGAUGUUAAUCAUCACACACUGUAAAAGAUUGCCAUUGGAAUAAACUGAGAUUUGUGUCAAUUCAUAAUUACAAUGAUCAAUUUUUGUUAACUUUUUUCUUUCUUGCUGGAGAAAAUAGAAUUUUGUUUCAUUUUUAUUGACUAAGAUUACUGUUUGAUCUAUGU
This is a messenger RNA of Schistocerca nitens (vagrant locust), 3237 nucleotides long. Its product is annotated as NADP-dependent malic enzyme-like. The record is from RefSeq and is a predicted model, not a curated record. Gene Ontology annotation, biological process: pyruvate metabolic process; malate metabolic process. Gene Ontology annotation, cellular component: mitochondrion. The transcript has 12 exons. Gene Ontology annotation, molecular function: malate dehydrogenase (decarboxylating) (NADP+) activity; malate dehydrogenase (decarboxylating) (NAD+) activity; NAD binding. The coding region runs from base 105 to 2210 and encodes 701 amino acids. Lineage: Eukaryota; Metazoa; Arthropoda; Insecta; Orthoptera; Acrididae.